UCAUCCCAUUUUCUAUAAGGCGCGUUCCUGCUCGCUCACGCACGCGCAAGCCUUGCAGUUUCUUGUUCCGUUUAGCUGCGGACUGUACCAAGUAAACCCGGACAGCGAGGGGCAAAGCCCGGAACCCCCUGCGCGGGCCUCGUCGAUGGCCCAAGUCGGAGAGCCCCUCUUCCCACAGUGCGACGGGAAUGGUCCAUCUCGCCGCGCAAGCGCCCUAGGCUCUUCACGCCGCUUUGCACUCCCUCCUACCCGACUUGCAGCGCAGGCGCAGAGCCGAGGCGUGCAGCCGCCGCCGCCGAGCCAGAGCGGGGGCAGCUAGUGCCGCAUCCCGCUCUACCUGCCGACAUCCUGCAUUGGAGAACUUGUGACCCAGGUGUGGCUGUGAAGAGCUGGCCGGGGAGGGACGCUGCCCAGCUGCUGCUCUUUUCCUGUCUCCUGUCCCCUCCCCUGGCCAUGACAGAGACCCGUGAGCCAGCUGAGACUGGGGGCUAUGCCAGCUUGGAAGAAGACGAUGAGGACCUCUCUCCAGGCCCUGAGCAUUCCUCUGACUCUGAAUACACUCUCUCAGAGCCAGACUCCGAAGAGGAAGAAGAUGAGGAGGAGGAGGAGGAGGAGGCCACUGAUGAUCCUGAAUAUGACCCUGGCUACAAGGUGAAGCAGCGCCUGGGGGGAGGCCGGGGGGGCCCAUCCCGCCGGGCCCCCCGUGCAGCCCAGCCCCCAGGCCCCCCAGCCCAGCCCUGCCAGCUCUGUGGCCGCUCACCCCUUGGGGAGGCCCCACCAGGCACCCCGCCUUGCCGGCUCUGCUGUCCUGCUACAGCCCCCCAGGAAGCUCCAGCCCCUGAAGGCAGGGCCCUCGGGGAGGAAGAGGAGGAGCCACCUCGGGCUGGGGAGGGCCGACCAGCUGGGAGGGAGGAGGAGGAGGAUGAGGAGGAGGAGGAGGGCACCUACCACUGUACAGAGUGUGAGGAUUCCUUCGACAACCUCGGGGAGCUGCAUGGGCACUUCAUGCUGCAUGCCCGGGGGGAGGUGUAGGUAGAAACCCCACCCAGGGAGCUUGGCCAAAGGGGUGGGGUGGGAGGAGGGGGCAGAGGAAACUGGGGGGGGGGGUCAUAAUGGUCAUGGGGGAUGGGGGUAAUGCCGAUCUGUGUCGUCUUAGCAGUAGAUGUGUGAAGGCCAGAAUAAAAGCCAAAUUCUGU
Molecule: messenger RNA, 1196 nt
Organism: Leptonychotes weddellii (Weddell seal)
Lineage: Eukaryota; Metazoa; Chordata; Mammalia; Carnivora; Phocidae
Gene: ZNF428
Product: zinc finger protein 428
Source: RefSeq, a predicted model, not a curated record